Melanotaenia boesemani (Boeseman's rainbowfish) is the source of this 561-nucleotide messenger RNA. RefSeq names its product hemoglobin subunit beta-like. Gene Ontology annotation, molecular function: heme binding; oxygen binding; haptoglobin binding. Bases 1 to 444 code for a protein of 147 amino acids. Gene Ontology annotation, biological process: oxygen transport; hydrogen peroxide catabolic process. The record is from RefSeq and is a predicted model, not a curated record. The transcript is spliced from 3 exons. Lineage: Eukaryota; Metazoa; Chordata; Actinopteri; Atheriniformes; Melanotaeniidae. Gene Ontology annotation, cellular component: hemoglobin complex; haptoglobin-hemoglobin complex; blood microparticle.
AUGGUCAAAUGGACAGACUUCGAGCGCGCCACCAUCUCGGACAUCUUCUCAAAGAUAGAUUCUGACAUUGUGGGCCCUGCAGCUUUCGCCAGGUGCCUAAUUGUCUACCCCUGGACCCAGAGAUACUUUCGUGGUUUUGGAAAUCUCUACAAUGCUGCUGCUAUACAAUCAAAUCCGAAGGUUGCAGCUCACGGAAAGGUUGUCCUUGCUGGUCUGGAGCAAGCACUGAAUAACAUGGACAAUAUCAAACAAACAUAUGAAAAGCUGAGCAUUCUGCACUCCGAGGAACUGCAAGUGGACCCUGACAACUUUAAGCUCCUGGCUGACUGCCUGACCAUUGUGAUUGCCAGCCAGCUGGGUAAAGACUUCACUCCUGAGGUCCAGGCAGCUUUUCAGAAGUUCCUUGCAGUGGUGGUGUCCGCCCUGAGGAAGCAGUACUACUAGCAAUCUUUCUCAAAGAAUCAUUACUCUGUACCUACCUAGUGAAUCAGAAAAGGCUCUUGAUGAAAAGUUGUUUCUUUGUCCGUGUAUUUGUGAUCAAUAAAGAUGCUCUAAAAUGAA